UAGAGGGAAUUCAGCAAGGAAGGGGGAAUUUAGCAAGGUAGGGGUUCUCACGCACGGUAGGGGGCAUUCAGUAAUAUUGAGAGAAUUUAGCAAGAUAGGGAUUCGUCAAGAUAACAGAAACUCAGCAAGGCAGGGAUGAUUAAGCAACUUUGAGGUGAUAGAUCAAGGUAGGGGUGAUUAUGCAAGGUAUGAGUGUGCGAUCGAGGUUGUGGGAAUUCAGCAAGGCAAGGGUGAUUAAGCAAGGUAGGUGUGAUUAAGCAAGCUAGGGGUGAUUCAGCAACAUAGGGCGACUUCAGCAAGAUAGGAGGAAUUCAACAAUUUAAGGGUGAUUAGGCAAGGAAGGUGUGAUUACCAAGGGUAGGGGUGAUUACGCAAGGCAGAGGUGAUUCAGCAAAAUAGAGGUGAUUCAAGAAGGUAGGGGUUCUGAAGCAAGGUAGAGGUGAUUAAACAAUGUAGUGAGCACUCUGCAAGGUAGGCGAGAUUAAACAAGGUAGGAGUGUUUUAACAAGGUAGGGGGAAUGCAGCAAGGAAGUAUAUAUUCAGCAUGGGGUGAUAUGUAAGGGAAGGGGUGAUUGUGCAAGGUAGGUGUGAUUAAGCAAGGAAGGGGGAAUUCAGCACGAUAGGGGAGAUUCAGCAAGACAUAGGGAAUUCUCUAAUUUUCAGGUAAUUACCCAAUGUAGGGGUGAUUAGUCGAGGUAGGGGUCAUCAGGCAAGGUUGGAUUGAUUGAACAAGGUAGGGGUAAUUCAGGAAGGUAGUCGGAAAAAGCAAGGUAGGGGUGAUCAAGCGAGGUAGGAUUGAUUAAGCAGCAUAGAGGGAAUUCAGCAAGGCAGGGAUGAUUUUAAAAGCAAGGUAGGGUUGAUUAAGCAAGGUGGGGCGAUUCAGCAAGGAAAGAGGGGUUCCAGCAAGGUAGACGGGAUUCAGCAAGGUAAGGUUGAUUAAGCAAGGUAGAGGCAAUUCAACAAGGUGGUGAAAAUUCAGCAAGGGUUUAUGAGUGAUAAAGCAAGGUAGGGGUGAUCAAGAAUGGUAAGGAUGGUUCAGCAAGAUAGGGAGAAUUCAACAAGGAAGAGGGGAUUCAUUAAGGUAGGGAUGAUUUGUCAGGGAUUCAGCAAUGUAGGGGUGAUUAAGCAACGUAGGGGUGAUUUGUCAAGAUGGGGGUGAUAAAGCAAGGAAGGAGUGAUUGAACAAGGUAAGGGGAAUUCAGCAAGGUAGUGGGAAUUUAGCAAGAUAGAGGGAAUUCAGCAAGGAAGGGGGGAUUUAGCAAGGUAGGGGUUCUUAAGCACGGUAGGGAGGAUUCAGCAAUAUUGGGAGAAUUUCGCAAGGUAGGAGGGAAUCAGCAAGAGAGGGGGAAUUCAACAAGGCAGGGAUGAUUAAGCAACUUAGAGGUGAUAAAUCAAGGUGAGGGUGAUUAAGCAAGGUAGGAGUGUUUAAACAAGGUAAAGGGAAUUCAGCAAGGUAGUGGGAAUUCAGCAAGGUAGGGGUGAUUAAGCAAGGUAGGUGUGAUUAAGCAAGCUAGGGGUGAUUCAGCAACGUAGGGUGACUUCAGCAAGAUAGGGGGAACUCAACCAUUUUGGGGUGAUUAGGCAACGAAGGGGUGAUUAAUAAGGGUAGGGGUGAUUAAGCAAGGCAGAGGGGAUUCAGCAAAGUAGAGGUGAUUCAACAAGGUAGGGGUGCUUAAGCAAGGAAAAGAUGAUUAAACAAUGUAGUGAGUACUCUGCAAGGUAGGGGUGAUUAAACAAGGUAGGUAGGAAUUCAGCAAGAUAGGAAGAAUUCAACAAGGUAGUGGGGAUUCGGCAAGGUAUGGGGAAUUAAGCAAUUUAGGGGAUAUCAAGCAAUUUAGGGAUGAUUCAGCAAGGAAGGGGGAAUCAAGCAACGUAGGAGUUAUUAACCAAGAUCGGGGAAAUUCAGCAAGAUAGGGGUGAUUAAGCAAGGUAGUGGGGACUCAGCAAGAUAGGAGAAUUCAGCAAGCUAGGAGGGAUUCAGCAAGAUAGGGGGAAUUCAACGAGGUAGGGAUGAUUAAGCCAUGUAGGAGUGAUAAGUCAAGGCUGGGGUGAUUAAUCAAGGUAGGAUUGUUUUAGCUAGGUAAGGAAAAUUCAGCAAGGAACUAUAAAUUCAGCACGGUAUGGGUGAUUAAGCAAGGAAGGGGGGGCUCAGCAAGGUAGGCAAGAUUCCGCAAGGUAGGGGUGAUUAAGCAAGGAAGAGGGAAUUCAGCAAAGUAGGGGUGAUUAAGCAAGGAAGGGGGGAUUCAGCAUGUUAGGGAGAUUUCAAAAAGGUAGGGGGGAUUCAGCACCUGUCUAAAUUCCCAUCACCCAGUCUAAAUUCCUACCACCACCCUGUCUAACUUCCCAUCAUCACCUGGUCUAAAGUCCCACCACCACCCGGUUUGAACUCCCACCACCACCUGUCUAUUCUCCCACCACCACCAGUCUAUACUCCCACCACCACCCACUCUAAUCUCCAAACACCACCCACUAUAAACUCCCACCACCACCUGGUCUCAACUCGCACCACUAACCGGUCUAAGCUCCCACCACCAUCUGGUCUACGCUCCCACCACCAUCCAGUCUACGCUCCCACCACCAUCCGGUCUAAACUCCCACCACCAACCGGUCUAAAAUCGCACCACCACCCAGUCUAAACACCCAUCACCACCCGGUCUAAACUCCCACCAUCACCCGGUCUAAACUACCACCACCACCUGGUCUAAACUUCCACCACCAUUCGUUCUAUACUCCCACCACGCGGUCUAUAUUCCCACCACCACCCGGUCUAAACUCCCACCACCACCAAGUUUAAAAUCCAACCACCACCCGGUCGAAACUCCCAACACCACCUUGUCUAAGCUCCCACCACCAGUGGGUCCUUUACUCCCAACACCACCUGGUCUUAACUCACUCCACCAACCGGUCUAAACUCCCACGACCACCUGGUCUGAAAUCCCACCACCACCCGGUCUAAACUCGCACUUACACCCAGUCUAAACUCCCUUACCACCCAGUCUAAAUUCCCUCCACCAUCUGGUCAAAAACUCCCACCACCACCCUGUCUAAACUCCCAGCACGACUCAGUCUCAACUCCUUCCACCACCCGGUCUAAAUUCCCACCACCACCUGGUCUAAAAUCCCUCCUACACCCGGUCUAAACUCCCUCACCACCUGGUCUAAACUCCCUCACCACCUGGUCUAAACUCCACCACCACCCGGUCUUAACUCACUCCACCAAUCGGUCUAAACUUCCACCACCACCCAGUCUAAACUCCCACCACCAUCCAGUCUAAACUCCCAGCACGACUCAGUCUCAUCUCCUACCACCACCCGGUCUAAAUUCCACAACCACACGGUCUAAAGUCCCACCACCACCCGGUCUAAACUCCCAGCAACACCUGUCUAUACUGCCACCACCACCCAGUCUAAACUUUCACCACCAUCCGGCCCAAACUCCAACCACCAUCCGGUCUACACUCCCACCACCAUCCGGUCUAUAAUCCCACCAACACCCGGUCUAAACUCCCAUCACCACCCACUCUAAACUCCCACCACCACCCGGUCUAAACGCCCACCACCAACUGGUCUAAAAUCCCACCACCACCCGGUCUAAACUCCCACCACCAACCGGUCUAAACGACCACCACCACCCGGUCUAAACUCCCACCACCACCUGAUCUUAACUCCCACCAGCACCCAAUCCAAAAUCCCACCAUCAUCCGGUCUAAACUCCCACCACCAACUAGUCUAAACUCCCACCACCCCGCGGGCUAAACCUUCUCUACAACCCAGUCUAAAAUCCCUCACCACCCGGUCUAAAAUCCAACCACCAGCCAGUCUAAUCUCCCUCCACCAACCGGUCUAAGCUCCCACCACCACCGAGUCUAAAAUUCCACCACCACCCAGUCAAAACUUCCACCACCACCCGGUCUAUACUCCCACCACGCGGUCUAUAUUCCCACCACCACUGGGUCUAAACUCCCAACACCACCCUGUCUAAGCUCCCACCAUAAGCGGGUCCUUUACUCCCAACACCACCCGGUCUUUACUCCCACCAUCACCCGGUCUAAACUCCAACCACCACCGGGUCUAAACUCUCACCACUGGGUCCGAAAUCCCACCACCACCAGGUCUCAACUCCCACCAGAACCUGGUCUAUAUUCAACCCACCACCGGGUCUACACUCCCACCACCACCCGGUCAAGACUCCCACCACCAUCCGGUCUAAACUCCCACCACCACCUGGUCAAAACUCUCACCACCAGCGGGUCUAAACUCCCACCACCACCCGGUCUAAAGUCUCACCACCAACCGGUCUAAACUCAAACCACCACCUGGUCUAAACUCCCACAACCAACCGGUCUAAACUCCCACUACCACCCGGUCUUAUCUCCCACCACCACCCGUCUAAACUCCCUCCACCAACUGGUCUAAAAUUCCACCACCACCCAGCCUAAACUCCCACCACCAACUGGUCGAAACUCCCACCAGCACCCGAUCCAAACUCCCACCUUCAUCCAGUCUAAACUCCCACCACCAACCAGUCUAAACUCCCACCUCCAUGCGGUCUAAACUCUCACCACCAACAGGUCUAAACUCCCACCACCACCCGGUCUAAACUCCCACCACCAACCGGUCUGAACUCCCACCACCACCCAGUCAAAACUCCCACCACCACCCGGUCUAAACAACCACCACCACCCUGUCUAAACUCCCACCACCACCUGGUCUAAACUCCCACCAGCACCCGAUCCAAACUCCUAUCAUCAUUCAGUCAAAACUCUUACCACCGUCCGGUCUAAAAUCCCACCACCACCCGGUCUAAAAUUCCACCACCAACCGGUCUAAACUCCCACCACCAACCGGUCUAAACUCCCACCACAACCCGGUCCAAACUCUCUCACCACCGGGUCUAACAUCCAACCACCAGCCGGACUAAACUCCCUCCACCAACCAGUCUAAACUCCCACCACCACCCAGUCUAAACUCCCACCACCACCCGGUCUAAACUCCCACCAGCACCCGAUCCAAACUCCUAUCAUCAUCCGGUCUAAACUCUUACCACCAUUCGGUCUAAAAUCCCACCACCACCCGGUCUAAACUCCCACCACCACCUGGUCUAAUCUCCCACCACCACCCGGUCUAAACUCCCACCACCAACAGGUCUAAACUCCCACCACCACCAGGUCUAAACUCCCACCACCAACUGGUCUAAACUCCCCCCACCAUUUGGUCGAAACUCCUGUCACCAACUGGUCUAAACAACGACCACCACCAGGUCUAAACUCCCACCACCAACCGGUCUAAGCUUCCACCACCACCCAGUCUAAACUCCCACCACCAACUGGUCUAAACUCUCCGGUCCUUCCUCCUCUUGCAUAUCAUUGGGGGGAGUUUGCAUUUAGGGACCUUGAUGCACAUGGCACUUGUACAACACGCCCCCGACCAUUAUGAGUUCGAGGGGCCACUGCACAUAGUGUGCUGUCACACCUCGAGCGGGUUCUUGCAGCCCUGAGGUUGGGUACUAGUCAGGCUCUGUUCUGUGAUGAUUUCAUCACGUAGGGCUGUUGAAGAGCUCUCCGACGAGCAUUCAGACGCCCCGAACGGAGCACCGAGCGCAUAGUUAUGCGCAUUUUUCUGUUUCUGCUACUCGGAUUCGUGCAAAUCCGUGAAGCGACAUAGUAGCCGUAGGAGGUAUUCUAGAAAGCUCCGGUUUUCGCCGCCCAGCCUUGGCUGAUGGGUUCCAUAUCAUAUAGCGACUCUUUUCGCUAGCGCCUCAGGAGUCCAGAGCAGCACUGCAGCUCAGUUCUUUGAGCCUUUCUUUUCAACCCCUAAACCUUUCGCACUUACGCCGGUGUUGGAGGCUGGGAGAGUUGAGGUAGACCCUUAGG
Messenger RNA from Closterium sp. NIES-67, 5873 nucleotides. Lineage: Eukaryota; Viridiplantae; Streptophyta; Zygnematophyceae; Desmidiales; Closteriaceae. The record is from the annotation of a GenBank genome assembly.